Molecule: messenger RNA, 988 nt
Organism: Paramecium sonneborni
Lineage: Eukaryota; Ciliophora; Oligohymenophorea; Peniculida; Parameciidae
Source: the annotation of a GenBank genome assembly
AAUGAAUCUACCAAUUAGUUCAAUAUUAAUGAUAGAAGUAACCCCAAAACUUCAUAGAGGUAAAAUGAUUGUAACAUUAUAAAUAAUGAUAUUACUUGGUCGAUGUUGGAUAAUGAUUUUAGGAUAUAUUUUUAUGGAAGGUAUUUCUAAAGGGAAUUGGAGAGCAAUAUCUUUAUGUAAUAGUAUUCCAUGUUUGAUUUGUCUUAUUGGAACAAUUCUUUGGAUUUAAGAAUCUCCAAGAUUUUUAAUAUUACAUUAAUAAACAUAAAAAGGAAUAGAUAAUUUAAAUAAUCUAGGAUAAUUUAAUAAUUAAGAGUAUUAGAUGUUGACUGAUGAUGAAAUUUUGAAUUUAAAAGAUUGGGCAUAAGAAUAGCAUUUACAACAUUUACAUGAAAAUAAUUCAUUCAAAUAAUUAUUUAAUUAAGAGAAUCUACCAAUAACAUGGAGAAAUUACUUGAUAUUUUUCUUAUUUAUGUUUAUAAUGUUAGCUAUCUUUAACAUUUUACCAUUUAUUUUAGAUGAUGAAAAUAAGUCUUUACUUCAUUUAUACAUAGUAGAUAUAGGAGAAAUCCCAGCAAUAUUUUUAAUGUUGUAUAGUAUAGAUAAUUUUGGGAGAUUAUCAACAUUAUUAUUUUCAACAACAACACUCAUUAUAAUAUUAUAUUCAAUAUGGCAUUGGAAAUUAUAGGUAAUUAUUUUAGGAUUGAUAAUCUUUAAAUUCUGUUGUAAAAUAAAUUGGGGAACAUUAAAUGUUUUAUUUGCUGAAUCAUAUCAUACUCUAUAUAGAUCACUUGGAGUUGGAACUACUAUGGCAAUGGGUAGAAUAGCAGGAUCUAUAGCACCAUUUAUUAUCUUUCCAAUCUAUUUCAAUAAUAAUUAUAUACCUUUCUUAAUAUGUAGUGUAUGUAGUCUUUUCAUGCUUAUUUUAUUGAUAUCAUAUCCUAUUGAUUUAACUAAGAAACCUUUAGAUUAAAUUAAACAAAAAUGA